Molecule: messenger RNA, 1659 nt
Organism: Rotaria socialis
Lineage: Eukaryota; Metazoa; Rotifera; Eurotatoria; Philodinida; Philodinidae
Source: the annotation of a GenBank genome assembly
AUGAAGCAACGCUUCUAUAUGUUACUUGAUAAUCAUAUCUUAAAUUUAAAUCGAAAAUUUCGAAAUAAAUUUUCUGUAAGACAAUCAUUGUAUGAUGAUAUAGUAUUAGUUCUUCGAGACGGUUGGGGAGAUUCUCAAUUUAAAUUUUGGGUUCGUAAAAAUUUUAAAUUAAUUUGGAAUGGUAACGAGAAUAUUCUGUAUGAAAUUGAAUCGAAUCUUCCAAUUGUCAUAUACGAAAAUUUAUAUGAAAAAAUCAAAGAAUGUCACGAGAAGGUUGGUCAUCGUGGCCGAGACAAAACAUGGAUUGAAGUGAAGAAGCAAUACGCAUGGAUUCCAAUGGAUAGUGUCAAAAUCUUUGUUUCGCAAUGUGAUAUAUGUUUGAAGAGAAAAGCAGAAACAUUUUCACAUCCGUUAGCUGAAAAACUGACUAACUCUUAUGAAUAUUUAAAUCGUCUUAAAAUGAAUGUUCUUGAUAUGCAAAACAUGUCAGAUGGAGAAUACAAAUGGAUCCUUUACAUGAGAGAUCGAUUUACAAAAUGUUCUUGGGCUUAUCCAUUAAAAUCUAACGAAAUGGAACCAAUUACCGAAAAACUUCUACAGCAGUACUAUUUUUUUGCAAUAUCACAAGCUUUGCAAAGUGUUCAUAGAAGAGAAUUCGCUGCUCAAGUAAUAGAGAAUUUUGAAAAGACAUGGACCAAUCUCAAAAUUAUCAAUGGCCGAAUUAUGCAUUCAUGUACCCAUAAUUUUACAGAAGAUGAUAGUAAUGAACCAUUUAAAUCAAUUCUUUAUGAAUGGAUGCUAUCGAAUAAUCGAAAAGAUUGGUCAAAUUGUUUGCUUUCAGUAAUUCAUUCAAUGAAAAACGGAGCAGCUAAUCUGGCCAACAAUAAAACUCCAACUGAAAUUGUAUUCCAUCAAAACACAAACUACAAUGUAGAAACAUGUCAGAUUUUAUCAAAUCAUGUUUGCUUGGAUGAAGAGAAUUGUCCAUACAAUUUUAUUGAUGAGUUGAAAAAAUCCACACAUCUAUUGAAUUUUGUUCAAAAUACGAAUUCUUCCAAUGGUAGUUUAUCAUCAAGCCCGUCAAAUCAUGCGCUUCAAGAAAUAUCAAAGUCAUCCAUUUCAAUACCACCAUCAAGACUAAAAUCUUAUGCUUCUUCUAAUAUAUCUAGUAGUACGAAAAAAAGACGACGACUCACAUCAGCUUCCAAUCAACAGAUUAAAGUGUUCGAUGAAGACAAACCAUCUAAUAAUAAUAAUAAUAAUAAAAACACUAAUUUAAUCAAUAAUCAUCAACAAAUACAAUCGAAAACUAACGAAAUCGUCUAUAUGACAAAUAUGACUCAAGGGCAAAAGUUAUUUAAUAAUACAUCAUAUAAAUAUGAAUAUAAAGUUGGUGACUUAGUUGGUGUAAUCAUUGGCAAAAUCGAAACAGUCAACGUUGAACUCAAAGUAUUAGCAUGUAAAAUAUUAUCCAUUGAGUUGGUAGCAGAAGAUACAUAUGCCUAUCAAUUAUAUACAAAAGCAUGUAUAAUUUCUUCAAAAUUUCAAGCAUCCGAUCUAUUGAAUUUAUGUAAUUGUGAUUUUUCUGAUCUGAUUACUGUCGAUCCAACUAAUCUACCAAAGCUGACAUUUAAUGAAGCCUGCAAAAUUUUAUCUUGA